This is a messenger RNA of Jatropha curcas, 957 nucleotides long. Lineage: Eukaryota; Viridiplantae; Streptophyta; Magnoliopsida; Malpighiales; Euphorbiaceae. The record is from RefSeq and is a predicted model, not a curated record.
GGUAGGGAAUUCAGUGCCUUUGGGGUGUAGUAGUGUUGGUUUAAUGGCACUUCCUGCAAUUAAACAUGGGGAAUUGGUGAUGUUGAAAGAUUUGCAACCAUCAUCACCUUUCUUUAAGCAAGGAGCAUCACUUAGAAUCACUGGAAAGUUACAAGAAUAUUCUGUGGAAACUGCCAUAGCUAUAAUUGUUGAUGGAAAUGCUAUUCUGAAGAUUGACACCCAACACUUGAGAAACCUUAGCUUCCGAAUUGGUUCCAUCUACCAGUUCAUCGGUGAACUGCAUAUUCAAUCUGAUAAUGAGAUGAUUCUGCAGGCACGUGUGGGUAGAAAUGUUGAUGGCAUUGACCUCAGCCUUUAUAAUCAAUCGCUACAACUAUUGCGUCAGUUUCAAGCUGACCACAUAAAAAGUCAUCAUCAAAUCAAUUGAAUCACACACCUGGCAGCCAUGUAAGAGCAGCAAUAAUUAAAUCAGUUGUUUAACCUAACCAGUGAGAAAAGAGUAGUAGAGAAAGAAAGCAACAAUGACCUUGUGCAGUGAAGGGAUGACUUGAUGGAGAUAAAAGCCAAGGGUUGUCCUGCUAUUUGUUACAGCAGUGAGCUCUGUCCACUGACGAAGAUAAAUAUAUGAGCAUUUAAAGGAAAGCAAAUUAAUAUGAUCGAGAGAUUGUAGAUAAAUGAUCAAGAGUAAAUCAAAAUGAAAUAGCGACAAGAAAAGACGGCCUUGUUGUCGUGAAUGGUUGGGAUAGCCACUGGUUUUGGAAAGAUCGUUAUGAUAUGAAGAUAGCGAGUGGCAGGGGAAGUUUGGACAAAGAGGGAGAUGAUGUUCUGAGAAGGUUAACGAAACAACGACGUGACGUAUAUUGGUCAAACGCUUUGUGGUUGGCAUAGAAACCACAGGACUCUCUGUCAUGCAGUAUUUACUCAUUUCUUAACAUCUCCGAUCUGCUACCACAGCCA